Prorocentrum cordatum is the source of this 591-nucleotide messenger RNA. The record is from the annotation of a GenBank genome assembly. NCBI's taxonomy places the organism in Eukaryota, Dinophyceae, Prorocentrales, Prorocentraceae.
AUGGAGGAAAGCGCGCGGAAGCGAAAGCGCACCUCGCUCGCGUCGGGUGCCGCGAGCUUGCCGGACAUACCCAGCGGCGCCAGGAGCAGCAGCUUGGCCAGUUGGGAGCGUGCUCGCUCAGGCAGUGCUUCUUGUGCUGCCCAAGCCAAGCUCGCCUACGAGGACCCCUUCUGGAGCCUGGUGCGGACGGGUGACGCCGAGGGCAUAUUCGGGGAGGUGCGGGCGCGGCCGGAAGUGCUGUGCGAGCGCGGGCCCGAGGGUGAAACUCCACUGCACAUGCUUGUGCUGUACAGACACUUCGAGGUAGCAAGAGCAUUGGCUGGGCGCUAUCCCAACCUCAUUCUGGAUCAGUACACCGGGGAGAACUACAAGGGCGAGAAUUGCGUCCACAUUGCGAUAGUGCAUCACAGCCUUGACUUCCUGCGCUUCCUUCUGGAGACAAGCCAGAAACAUGGCUCUAUCAGGAAGCUGCUGUCCGCAAGGGCCACGGGCUUGUUCUUCGCGAGAGGGCAGCCUUGCUACUACGGCGAGACGCCACUGGGUUUUGCUGUGAGCACAAACAUUCGAAGAAGAAACAUCGGCAGAAGUUAG